Messenger RNA from Nelumbo nucifera (sacred lotus), 1233 nucleotides. RefSeq lists its product as uncharacterized. The record is from RefSeq and is a predicted model, not a curated record. NCBI's taxonomy places the organism in Eukaryota, Viridiplantae, Streptophyta, Magnoliopsida, Proteales, Nelumbonaceae.
AUGGACGCUGCAGCUGGAGGAUCCAUUAAUAACAAGACCCCUGAAGUUGCCCAUGCACUCAUUGAGGAGAUGGCUGCAAACAAUUACCAGUGGCAUUCUGAAAUAGCCCAAGUUAGGAGACAACCCGGUCUUCACAAUGUAGACACCUAUACAACACUAUCUGCACAAAUCGGCGCCCUCAGCAAGAAGAUAGAUGAAAUGCAAUUGGCAGCCAUGCAUGUCCAAACCGUAGUCUGUGAAUGGUGUGGGGGAGGUCAUAAAAGCACUGAAUGUCAAGUUGGAAAUCAAUUCAUGCAGUCCCCCAAGCAAGUAGAUUUCAUAGGGAAUUUGCAAAGGCAGCAAGGUAAUCAAUACCCUCGUGCAUUUAACCCCGGAUGGAGGAAUCACCCCAAUUUGUCUUGGUCAAAUCAAAAUGUGGUGAAACCCUUCCAUCAAAAUUUCACUCAGCCAGAAAAGAAAUUUAAUCUAGAGGAGCUGAUGACCAAGUUCAUAGCAAGUGCGGAAACGAGAUUUCAGAACCAAGAGGCAUCAAUCAAGAACUCGGAAACUCAAGUGGGGCAGUUGGCACAGAUGAUAUCCUCUAUAGUCCAAGGCGCUUUACCCAGCAAUACCGAAGCAAAUCCAAGAGAGCAGGUGCAAGCCAUUACUUUGAGAAGUGGUAAGGAGCUGCAAGAGGUGGAGAAGAAAGCAAAGGAAGAAGAUGCCUUAGCCCAGAUGCCACACUAUGCAAAUUUCCUGAAGRAAAUAUUGGCGAACAAAAGGAAACUGGGAGACGUGGCUACAGUUGCACUUAAUGAAGAAUGCUCAGCAAUCCUCCUCAACAAGCUGCCUCAGAAACUGAAAGAUCCAGGGAGUUUCACUAUUCCUUGCGCUAUAGGCAGUUUGAAAAUUAACAAGGCUUUGUGUGAUUUAGGAGCUAGUAUAAAUUUGAUGCCCUAUUCGGUUUUUAAGAAAUUAUCGUUGGGUGAACCCCAACCCACUAGAGUUGCAUUGCAAUUAGCCGAUAGGUCCAUCAAGCAUCCUAGGGGAAUCAUAGAAGAUGUGCUUGUUAAGGUUGAUAAAUUCAUUUUUCCAGUAGAUUUCAUAAUGUUAGACAUGCAAGAGGACGUUGAUGUCCCACUUAUCCCAGGGCGACCCUUCCUAGCUACGGGAAAGGCAAUAAUUGAUGUCCAAGAAGGGUUAACAGGUCGGCCGAUCCCCUUGAGCUAUGCAUACAAGAAGGAUAAGCCAUAA